AUGGACAACUCCAAGGGGCUCAUGCCCUUGAUAUUCGCCUCUCAUGGCACUCCUUUGAUGUCAAUUACUGACUGUGACAGUACAGCCUGGUUCCGAAAGGUUGGAAGGGAAAUUGUGGCCAAUGUCAAAGGAAUCGUGAUUAUCAACUCUCACUGGGUCGAACUCGACGACAAGAUCAGAGUUGCCACGAAUUCGGACCCUCAUGUCGACCUCACGCCUCUGGUCCCCCGUGAAAAGUACGACCAUUUCAAGCCGAAUAUCUCGCGCGACCUGGGACUCCGAGUGAUAUCGCUGUUGAAGGCUGCUGGAUUUCCCGACGUGGAGGAAUCGAAAACUGCAGAAUGGGUCGAUGCCCCCACGACUCCCUCACUGCACAUGUUUCCAAACGACAUGCCACCGGCGACCACAGUGAGCAUCAAUGCCCGGUACGAUCCCGUAUUCCAUGUGAGAAUGGGCCAAGCAUUGAGAAGCCUCCGGAAAGAGGGGAUCUUGCUCAUUGCGUCGGGAUCCAUUGUCCACAACAUCUUCCGUGGGAACCACCUGCCAAUCCUGCUACGGCGGGACAACCUACAGAAAGGAUCCCAGCCUGCAAAAUUUGCACGGGACUUUGAAAAGUCCAUUGAUGAUAUCAUCACCAGCAACACAGGUGCUGAACUCGCCGCCGCACUUGUACGCAUCACCCAGAGUCCGCGAUACCUGGAGGCGCACCCGUCCAACGAUCACUUCUAUCCGCUGUUAGUCCUGGCCGGGGCCCUCUACGACGAUGAAGAAGUAUAUGGACGGUCGAUGGCCAAAACGUACGAGAUGAAGAACAUCGUCAACGUCCAGUAUAUGUGGGGUGACUUUGGCCGCAAGCCCAUGGUAGCAGUCGCCUGA
Molecule: messenger RNA, 876 nt
Organism: Fonsecaea pedrosoi CBS 271.37
Lineage: Eukaryota; Fungi; Ascomycota; Eurotiomycetes; Chaetothyriales; Herpotrichiellaceae
Exons: 3
Coding region: 1-876 (291 amino acids)
Molecular function (GO): zinc ion binding; ferrous iron binding; oxidoreductase activity, acting on single donors with incorporation of molecular oxygen
Source: RefSeq, a predicted model, not a curated record